AUCGAUCGUCUUUGUGCCGUUAUGCGACGUAUAAAAGUUGAUAGAAGUUGAAACAUUUUCCGCGUGUAGAUUGGUGGCGCUGUACGUUGUUAUUUAAACUGAUCAGAGUUUUUAUAAGGAAGGAUAAUUUUCUCUUCGAUAAUGUCUAAUGAAAAAAGAAAACAGGAUGAAGAUGAUAAUGACGACGAUAGGGCUAAUCAAUUAUCUUUGGAAACGGCACCCAAGAAAAAACAAAAAGUGUUGGAAUAUGAGCAAGUAUAUUUAAGUAAUUUGCCAUGUUGUGAGUGCUAUGAAAAAUCUUAUAUGCACAGAGAUGUAAUAACUCAUAUUGUGGUAACAAAAUCAUAUUUUAUACUUACUGCAAGUUGCGAUGGACAUUUAAAAUUUUGGAAAAAGCAAGAAGAAUCGAUAGAAUUUGUAAAACACUUUAGAGCUCAUUUGAAGGCCAUACAAUAUUUGGCAGCAAGUUCUAAUGGUAUACAUGCAUGUACAGUUAGUUUGGAUAAAACAAUGAAAAUAUUUGAUAUAAUUAACUUUGAUAUGAUUAAUAUGAUAAAAUUAGAAUUUACACCUCUUUGUGCUGAGUGGAUAUAUUCUGCUGGGGAUGCAAUUGCUGUGGUUGCUGUAUCUUCACAAGAUUCAAAUAAAAUAAGUGUAUAUGAUGCUCAAGGAACUAGCACUGCAUUGCAUGUUUUUGAAAAGUUACAUACAAAACCUGUUGUAUCUAUGAAGUAUAAUACUGUCUAUGAGACAUGUAUAUCAGUUGACAAGGCAGGUAUAUUAGAGUAUUGGACAGGACCUAAAACAGAGUAUAAAUUUCCAAAAUGUGUUAAAUUUGAUUCGAAAUUAGAUACAGAUUUGUAUGAAUUCGCUAAAAAUAAAACUUAUCCAUGUGGUUUGGCAGUAUCUGCAGAUGGUAAAAGAUUCGCGUCUCUUAGCGGAGAUAGAAAAGUAAGAGUUUUUAAUUUUCUCACUGGAAAAUUGUAUAGAAUAUUUGAUGAAAGUCUUCAAAGAUUUUCUGAAUUGCAACAAAAUACGCAACAAUUACCAAACAUGGAAUUUGGACGAAGAAUGGCUGUCGAAAGAGAAUUAGAUAAAACCGAAACAAACAUAGGAAAUAUAGUUUUUGACGAAUCUGGUUAUAUGAUAUUAUAUAGUACAAUGUUAGGUGUGAAACUUGUAAACCUUUAUACAAACAAGUGUAUUAGAAUAAUGGGGAAACCUGAAAAUAUACGUCCUAUGCAAUUAGCUUUAUUUCAGGGCAAAGCAAGAAAAACUGCAGCAACUGUAUCAGUAGAAAUGGAAGCUGCUGAAAAUCCUACAAUGGAAAUGAAUCGACCAGAUCCAAUUCUUUUUUGUACAGCUCAUAAGAAAAACCGAUUUUAUAUGUUUACAAGGCGUGAGCCAGAAGAUAUAAAGAGUCCGGAAUGUGACAGAGAUGUCUUCAAUGAAAAGCCUUCUAAAGAAGAUAUUAUUUCUUUCACUGAAGCAAGCAAUGUACAAAAAAUUUAUGAUACUGCAAUUAUACAUACUGCACUUGGUGAUAUUCAUGCAAAUCUUUUUGGUAAAGAUGUACCAAAAACAGUUGAAAAUUUCUGUGUUCAUUCUAAAAAUGGUUACUACAACGGACAUAUAUUCCAUCGAGUAAUCAAGGGUUUUAUGAUACAAACUGGAGAUCCCACUGGAACUGGGACAGGUGGUGAAAGUAUAUGGGGUGGUGAAUUUGAAGAUGAGUUUAGAUCCCAUUUAAAACAUGACAGACCAUACACUUUGAGUAUGGCAAAUGCAGGCUCAAAUACAAAUGGAAGUCAAUUUUUUAUAACGUUGACGCCUACACCUUGGUUAGAUAAUAAACAUACUGUAUUUGGAAGGGUGGUCAAAGGAAUGGAAGUAGUACAAAAUAUUAGUCAAGUAAAAACGAAUCCUAAGACCGAUAAACCUUAUGAUGAUAUUCGUAUUGUCAGUAUUACUGUUAAAUAAUUUUAUAUAAUAAAUGUUUAUUUACAUAUAUUAUUUCUUCAUUUGUCAUUCAUACAUUAAUAGACGAUGAUAAAUUUCCAAAUUAUAUCAUUAUAUCAUAUUCAUUAAAUCAUUUUUGUUGCUUUUGCUUCAUAUGAUAUAAUAAAGCUCUAACAAAAAGGUAUGUACUUGUAGCACAUGUGAAAGCAUUCACACUAAACAAGUUAUAAUUUUUUGGUGUAAUUACCAGUGAGUAUCUACAUGGAUUAAUGGAAUUGAAAUGGAUAGAAGAUUACUAAUAAUAAAAUAAGGAACAAUUAUGUAAUAUGUUAAUGUAUAUCUGACCUUGACCAUAUUGCGCCUGUUAACAUAAGACUGGCGGCUUGACUAAGAGAAAUCGUUUCUACGGGACGGUUAAUAUCUCCUAUAUUUGCGAUUACUAAACCCCACUUAAAAGUUGGACCCCAGAAAAAUAUUGUUGUAGGACCUGCAAGAAGACGAAUAACAUAAACAAUAAUUAUAAGAAAUUUUAUGUAUGUUACCUGCAGGAUGUAAAAAUAUCGGACGCAAUUUUUCGGGCAGGUACGAUGCAAUUAAUAGUACUGCUCGUUUGUAAGCAGUUUGUUUAUUGGGCAUAGACAUCUUUUAGUAUAAUUAUACACAUGCACACAUACAUACAUACAUAUAUAUGUAUAUAUAUAUAUAAAAUAAUAAUAGAUUUAAAUGUUAUUUGAAUGUCUGAUUUGAGAAAGAAAGAUUAAGAAGUAUAUAAAGUUCACAAUCUGAAAAAGUAACGUAAACAAAUUCUCCUAAUCGAUUUAUAAAAUAGCGUCGUUGUUAUUUACAGAAAUAUCGAGUAUCGAUUUUUUUAUAAUUUUCGAUUCAUUUAAAUUUCCUCAAUACUUAUAACCUGGACUUUUUACCUUAAAUUCAAGUAUAAAGAAUUAUAAAAUAUAUCAUUCAUAAUAUCAAUAAAAUGUGUUGUAAUAUUCAAAAAAAGACGUCGUCAUGUUGGAACGACAUGGAAGAGUUAAAAUAUCUCCUCUGCGCUAUCGAUUGUUGGUAAUGCUAGCAUAUUAACAUAUUUAAUGACAUAUUUAUUUAAUAAACAUAUUUGACUACAUUAUAAAAUAAAUUCUUUUAUGUUGAUUUGAA
Vespula vulgaris is the source of this 3114-nucleotide messenger RNA. RefSeq names its product peptidylprolyl isomerase domain and WD repeat-containing protein 1. Bases 142 to 1980 code for a protein of 612 amino acids. NCBI's taxonomy places the organism in Eukaryota, Metazoa, Arthropoda, Insecta, Hymenoptera, Vespidae. The transcript is spliced from 8 exons. The record is from RefSeq and is a predicted model, not a curated record. Gene Ontology annotation, biological process: protein peptidyl-prolyl isomerization. Gene Ontology annotation, molecular function: peptidyl-prolyl cis-trans isomerase activity; protein binding.